This is a messenger RNA of Durusdinium trenchii, 3963 nucleotides long. The record is from the annotation of a GenBank genome assembly. NCBI's taxonomy places the organism in Eukaryota, Dinophyceae, Suessiales, Symbiodiniaceae.
AUGAAGCGGCCGGGUCGACCAAGAGCGACCCGCAGGGUCCUCAAAGCCGUGCCGGGCGUUGAUAGCACAGGGCGCUGUUAUGCCGACAUGAAGAGCUUCUGGCGUGCAAAAAGGGCCACCUGGUACCAACGUGUGCAAGACUACUGGGCCGGCGCCGAAGCCAACGAUGAUGGCGUCCUAGGAGGCUUGCCUGAGACACACGGCCCAGACCUCAAGGGCUCCAAGCGCUUUUUGCAGGCCCUGAAGAAAACCUUGACUCCGCCGGUGACCUUUGGCACCGUGUUGGAUUGCGGUGCUGGCGUGGGACGUGUGGCCCAGAGCCUCUUGCUGCCGCGCUUCGGCGCCGUGGACCUCCUCGAGCCCUGCCGACCCCUGCGGGCGGCCGCGCGGCAACGGCUCCGGGCAGACGCAAGCCGCACGCGCUUUCUGGCCAAAGCAUUGCAAGACUUCACACCGACCAAGGACCGUUAUGAUGUGAUCUGGCUCCAGUGGGUCUUGCUGCAUCUCACGGACCAUGACUUGGUCGCCUUGUUAUCCAGGUGUCGCGAUCGCUUGCGGCCUGGUGGCAUGAUCUGCGUCAAGGACAACCUCAGCGGCUUGAGGUCACCUGUACGUUGGGAAGCUGACCUGGCAGACCACAGCCUGGCGCGCACGGCCACGCAGUACCGAGAGCUGUUUGCCUUGGCCCAGCUGCGAGUGGUGUUUCAGUUCGUCUCGGCCAUCCUCAGGAGCGACGAGCUCUCACCGGGCGCCCCCGUGCGCUUGGUGGGCUUGGACCGCUUUCCUCACCUCGAGGGCAAGGCGGGCACCUGCGUUCAGUUGGACCCGGAUGGCUACGUGCGCGUCCGCCUGGCCAGUGGGGAGUUGAAGGCGCGAAACACCGCGAUGUUGGUCAGGCCUCGCCAGCCGUCCAUGCGAAGUCAGCAUCAGGAGCCAGCGGCCAAAGGACGUCGCAGGUGGCCGAUGUUGAUGGCCGCGAGUGGGCUGGGCGCAUUUGCAGUGUAUUUCCUUUACCAGCAGCAGCAAGCUCGGGCUGUGUGCCAGAAGCAGGAUACGGCUGAGAAACUAUCAGCCGCUCUACCACCUCUGCCAGAAGGCUGGCGAGAGCACUUGGAUCCUGCUUCCGGGCGCCCCUACUACUGGCGGGAGGCAGAUCCCAAGAACUCAGUGACCUGGGAGCGCGUAGCUGCGAGCCAAGCGCGAGCCGGCUCCUUGGCCUUGGAAGACUCCAUAGACUCCUCCAAGACCUUCCCCAGCAUCUUAUUCUCGGAUGGCCCUGUCAUGAAGAUCGAGGACUCAGAAGAUCCCUGGCCACCCAAGGUGUCCCAGCUGGGUACCCAGGAACAUCCGAGACAUCAGGUGGAGACGCCCUUCACGGUGCUGGAAGCGGCUCGGAAGUUGGAGCUGCGCCGUGCUGGGCGGGUCGAAGCGAGGCCCUGGGUGAAUCCGCCCUUCUCUCCGAGGCCGCCGCCGCGGAAGCGCACGCCGCGCAAGAAGUAUCCGGUGCAUCCCACGGAUCCCCUGGCGCCUCGCCACCCUUCGGCGUCGCUGAGGCGCUGGGACAUGGAGCUCCAGGCCGUCAUGAGCCCCCCUUCCGGGGAAGACGCGCCUGCAGAGCAACCUGGCGAGGCGUUGUCAACUUUGGCAGCAGCUCCAAAGUGGUCAAUUCCCAGGGCAUCCAGAGAGGGCGCCAAGAAGGUGCAUCUCUCAAAGAAACAUCAGCUGGAUCGACUGGGUGUUGAGUCUCCAGGGCCUGGUGCCUACACGCCAAUACGGCAAAGGAAGAGUCCCAGCUGCAGCUUCGGGAGUGGUCGACGCCCUUCCUCCGCUCCGAUAUGCCGUGCGCCCUGCAGCGACCUGCUGGCCAUGAUCGCUUCAGCGGACGUGACGGCGGUGAAGACGGGGGGUCGUGGGCGAGAGGAUCCAGAAGUGGCAGUUCAAGGCUUGCAGAGCUGCAGCAAUGUCUCCUUUGACUUUGCUGGUGGCAGGUCACCAUGCAAGAAGUGGUACAAUUUGCAUAUGGCAUAUCCCUUUGAAAGCUUCUUGGUGGAGAAACUGCAGGGCCUCCAGGAGCAGCUUUUACAGCAGCACACCCAUGAGGUGUCACACCUCCGCAGUGCCAAUCUACUGCUUCGUGAGGAGCUUUUGAGGGCGCAAGGCUUCACCCGCGGGACGGCGCUACCGGGCUCUAACCGCCCCAGCGCCCAUUCCAGCCCCACCCACGGCGGCCAUUCGCACGGACUGGGCUUCGGGCUGGCCGCCUUCGAUGGGGAAGACAGCGAGGGCCAGGAGCCAGCGAAAGCGGAUGAAGAAAGGGCAGAGCCGCCGACAGCUGCGACGGCACGCUGGGGUCAACUUCUCCUGAAGCUUUGGGAAUCUGCUGACAACUCGUGCAGCGUCUCCACAGUGAGCGAAGAGGAAUUGGAGAAUCUGGUGAUGCGCAGCUCCUGGUCAAUGCCUUGGGACAAGUCCUUCCGAAUGCACCACGGACGGAAGAUCCGCGUCUCGCGCACCGAGCAGUCUCCGAUGGCGAUGCAUAUGAAGGACAAGGUGAAGGACGGCUCUUGCCUGGGACGCUUCGUCUUCGGGCCCUACAGCAUGUUCCCUUUGCUUUGGUCCGUGGUGGGCUGCGCAUUGAUUCUAUGGGACUUGGUGACGAUUCCUUUGGAGAUGUUCAACAACAUUCCGCAGUUCAUUGCUUUUCUCUCAGCGCUGGGCAGGGUCACCUUCGUCUUCUGGUUCCUGGACAUGCCCUUGAACGUGCUGGUGGGCGUGGAGAUCAAUGGCAAAGUGGAGCAACGGCCUUGCGUCUUGUUGCGCCGCUAUUUGAGGACCUGGUUCUUGCUGGAUUUCUUGGUGGUUUCUCUCGAUGCCACCCUUAUCUUGUUGGAAGUUCUGCUGGAGGAUCAAGGGGCUGAGGCUGGCCUGAAAUCUGCACGGUUUUUGCGCACCUUGCGGAUGUUACGCCUGGUGCGCCUGGCCCGGGUGGCGAAGCUGCAGCAGGAGUUCACGCUCUUAGCGAAUCGCUUUUUGUCUUCCCACGCCUUUCUGAUUGCCAAGAUCCUGGGAGGUCUACUGAUGAUCCUUGCCAUCACCCACUUCGUGGCCUGUUGCUGGUACGGCGUGGCCGCAUGGACCAAUCAGAGCACCUCUUGGCUCUUGCGAUCACAUUUGGAGACGGCCAACUUUUUUGAGACCUAUUCUGCGUCGAUCCAUUGGUCGAUGACGCAAUUCACCCCGGCCACCAACGACAUCGCGCCGGCCAAUGGCUUGGAACGGAUCUUCGCCGUGUGUGUGAUUUUGCUGGCGAUUGGUGUUUUCUCCUCCUUCAUUACCUCUUUGAGCGCCACGGUGAGUUCCUUAAGGGCCUCCCGUGCAGAGCAGUUUCAGCAACACAAUGCCCUGCUGCAAUUCUUCACCGAGAGGAACCUCUCCACAGACCUCUACUGUCGGGUCACGGAGUCCCUUCGACGGCGGAACGUGAAGAAACGCAUUAAGGAACAUGAAGUUCAGCUCCUGGUGGCUUUGCCGGAGAGGAUGAAGAUGCAGCUGCAUGAGGAGAUGUUCCUGCCUCGCUUGAAAUGUCUCCAAAUUUGGCCUGAAUGGAGCUUGGAGGAGGACGACUAUUUUUUCCGCACUCUGUGCCACUAUGCGGUCACAGAGCAUGCUUGUGCUCCCGGGCAGGAUGCAUUCAUGCCAGGAACGGACUGCGACGAAGUCUACGUCAUCGAGUCGGGCACGAUGGGCUACCUUUACCGAGAGAACAUGGCGGAGUUCGCGUGCGAAGAGAAUGCGGUGAUUUGCUUGCCCAGCCUGUGGGCCGCAUGGUACCAUCGCGGUCGUUCCGUGGUGGCAUUUGGACAUGUUUCUACGUGGGAAUCGACUGCGAAGGUUUCGGCCGGUUGGCCACAAGCCACGGAGGCCCUUUGCAGCAAUAUCUCCAGAUCUUUGGAAUUCUGUUGA